Messenger RNA from Pieris macdunnoughi, 216 nucleotides. The record is from the annotation of a GenBank genome assembly. Lineage: Eukaryota; Metazoa; Arthropoda; Insecta; Lepidoptera; Pieridae.
AUGUCUUCUGUGGCUGAUAAUGCCGAUGACUUGACGCCAUCACGAUAUGUCGUGUACCAAGUGGCCAAAAUCAAAUCCGAGCUGAUAAAUUUUUUGAAAAAGGAUUCGUGUUCGAGUUGCGGCAGUCGCGAAGGCGGCGCCGCUGAGUGCGGUUGUGGAUCGCUGGCGCUGCUUCAGCCAGAUAGUCUUGGCGAGCAUCGUGGGCGCACAGCGUAG